This is a messenger RNA of Chaetomium fimeti, 2451 nucleotides long. RefSeq lists its product as uncharacterized. The transcript has 3 exons. The record is from RefSeq and is a predicted model, not a curated record. NCBI's taxonomy places the organism in Eukaryota, Fungi, Ascomycota, Sordariomycetes, Sordariales, Chaetomiaceae. Gene Ontology annotation, molecular function: oxidoreductase activity; NAD binding; NADP binding. Gene Ontology annotation, cellular component: nucleus. Bases 1 to 2451 code for a protein of 816 amino acids.
AUGGCCGACUCCAAGACUCCCAUUGCCUUCAUCGGCCUCGGUGCCAUGGGCUUCGGCAUGGCCACGAACCUCGUCAAGCAGGGCUACGCGGUAACAGGCUUUGACGUGUGGGGGCCGACCCUCGAGCGCUUCGCGGCCGCCGGCGGGCUCACGGCCACGACCCCGGCCGCUGCGGUGGCCGGCAAGGACUUUUGCGUGUGCAUGGUCGCCACGGCGCAGCAAGCCCAGGCGGUCCUCCUGGACGGGCCCGAGGCCGCCGUGCCGGCCCUGCCCAAGGGCGCCGCGCUCCUCCUCUGCUCCACCGUCCCCUGCGAGUACGUCCAGUCGCUGGACAAGCAGCUGCGCAGCAUCGGCCGCGACGACAUCCUGCUGGUCGACAGCCCCGUGUCGGGCGGCGCGGCGCGCGCCGCCGACGGGACGCUCUCCAUCAUGGCGGGCAUGUCCGACGCCGCGCUGGAGAAGGCCCGCCCGCUGCUGGCCGAGAUGGCGGACCCCGCGAAGCUGUACAUCGUGAGGGGAGGCGUGGGCGCUGGGAGCAACAUGAAGAUGGUGCAUCAGGUGCUGGCAGCGUGUCAGAUCCUGGCCGCGAGCGAGGCGAUGGGUUUCGCGGAGCGGCUGGGACUGGACCUGGCCAAGGCGCAGCAGGCGGUGCUGGCCUCGGAGGCGUGGAACUGGAUGUUUGAGCACCGCACCCCGAGGAUGCUGACCCAGUUCCAGCCCAUAGCGAGCGCGGUGAACAUCAUCGUCAAGGAUACCAAGAUUAUCACGGCCGAGGCGCAGAGGAGUGGGUUCCGGGUCCCGAUGACGGGCAAGGCCGAGGAGGGCUACCAACAGGCGGUUGACAAGGGGUACGGGCAGGAUGACGACAGCAGCCUGUUGCGAUUGUAUACCGAGGCGGAGAGGAACGAGACGACAGAGAGCUCCGGCAAGACAGACGAGGAGAAGCUCGCGUUGGUGGUUGACCUCCUGAAGGCGAUCAACCUCUGCGCUGCUGGAGAGUCUCUCGCGUUUGCUAACUUCGUGGGCCUCGAUCUCGACCAAGUGCUUGACCUGUGCGCCAACGCAGCGGGAUCGAGCACGAUGUUGAAGCAGUAUGGCCCCGGGUUCAUCAACGCGCUUCGUGCGGGCGCCGAGUCCAAACUCUCGACGGCGGCGGACGGCGAGCUGAGUCUCAACGAUGUCGCGGCGAAGCUGCAAACGGCAGUGGAAGAGGCCGGGAGGAUCAAGGUUCCGUUAUUAUUGGGGGCGCGGGCGUUGGACGUUUUCCGCGAAGCCUUGCAAUCCGGGACAUACCAACUUUCAGUUAAUGCGGCGGUAAAUGUCUGGGCCAGAGCCAACCCCCACCACAGUCGCGUUUCCACAGUCGCGACGCGUUGCUCGGGCUCCCAACUUGCCCCAAUACACAGUAUUCGGAUCUCACAUCGCGAACUAUCAGUCCUGAAAAUGGAAGCUGCUAUGCGUUCCCAUUUUUUCACACACGGGCUACCCGAGUCGAACCCAGACGAGGAGAAAAGCUGCACCUGGUGCCAAAUCCGAUCUUUCGCAACACACAAAACCACCCCAAUAACUAUAAUUAACGAGGAGGACGACGAAGUUGUGAACCCCAACUUCCGUUUUAUCGACCAUUCCAUCAUCGCUGAUGAUGUCCCCGUGGCCGAAGAUUCCUUCCGCACGGGAUGCAACUGCACGGACGAUGAGCACUGCAUGUACGACACAUGUCAGUGUCUCGAUGAAAUGGCCCCGGAUAGCGACGAGGACGAAUACGAUGACUCGACCACUCGGCCGCGACGGAAACGGUUUGCCUACCAUUCGAGUGGACCUAAGGCGGGCUUAUUGAGGAGUAGGAUCCUCAUGAGCCGCGAGCCCAUCUACGAGUGCCACGACGGUUGUAACUGCUCUCUCGAAUGCCCCAACAGGGUGGUAGAGCGGGGCAGAACGGUACCGCUGCAGAUUUUCCGGACUGAGGAUCGAGGGUGGGGUGUUAAAUGCCCCGUCAACAUCAAGGAAGGGCAAUUCAUCGACAGGUACCUCGGCGAGAUCAUCCCGAGCGAGGAGGCCGACAGGCGCCGCGCAGACUCAACUAUCUCCCGGCGUAAAGAUGUCUACCUCUUCGCGCUCGACAAGUUUUCGGACCCGGAUUCCCUAGACCCACUCCUGGCUGGAGCGCCGCUCGAGGUGGACGGGGAGUGGAUGAGUGGACCGACGCGGUUCAUCAACCACAGCUGUGAUCCAAACAUGCGCAUCUUUGCGCGGGUUGGCGAUCAUGCAGACAAGCACAUCCACGACUUGGCGUUGUUCGCGAUUCGGGAUAUACCUGAGGGAGAAGAGCUAACGUUCGACUACGUCGACGGGCUGGAGGAGAUGGAUAGCGACGCGCACGACCCGUCAAAAAUUAAGGAUAUGACGAAGUGCAAGUGCGGGACCAAACGCUGUCGAGGGUUCUUGUGGUGA